Messenger RNA from Coniophora puteana RWD-64-598 SS2, 6171 nucleotides. RefSeq lists its product as uncharacterized. Gene Ontology annotation, biological process: transcription initiation at RNA polymerase III promoter; 5S class rRNA transcription by RNA polymerase III. Gene Ontology annotation, cellular component: transcription factor TFIIIC complex. The coding region runs from base 1 to 6171 and encodes 2056 amino acids. NCBI's taxonomy places the organism in Eukaryota, Fungi, Basidiomycota, Agaricomycetes, Boletales, Coniophoraceae. The transcript has 17 exons. The record is from RefSeq and is a predicted model, not a curated record. Gene Ontology annotation, molecular function: DNA binding.
AUGGACGAGCUCGUUCACCAUUGUCUUCGUGAACUGUCGUUUGACGGUGAUCUCGGGUGUGACGUUUCGCGUUUACAAGAGUUUAUCACAGGCUUUUAUAAUGGUGCCUCAUCCGGCGCUCAAGUGAUCGACGAUGAUUUUUGUGCAUUUGUGUGGUCCAUCCUCUUGCAAAACCUUACUGUUCGAGUUGGGGUCGUGCCGCCUGGUGUCUCGUCUGAGGUUUACAUAGCACCGCAAAACAGUACAAGGCGGAAAGCUCAGUCCAACGGUGAAGAGCAUGUUGAGGCAUCCGCUCCCAACCUCGCGCUCAUUCCCGAUGCACGCCUGCGACCUUUGGGUGACCUGAAGGUCGAGUUUGGGGAUGCAUUACGUAUAGCGGUAGAUCCUGAGACUUCUUUUGCCGCCAUAACCGGUUCUCAUGUCAGGCCGUCGAAGUUGACACCCAUGGUUUACAGCGCCCUUCAGCUCAUCACUCGGGGCAGAGAAGAAGGUAUUAGCACCGUUGAGCUUGGAAAGAAAACAAGUUACGAUCAGAAGACCUGUUUUUAUCUCAUCAAACAGCUUCAAGAACUUGAUCUUGUCGUGAAAGUCCGUCGAGGCGGGGUCGGCAACCAUUGUUGCAUCCACAGGUUUUUCGUGGAGCGUAGUUCUUUUUGGCAGCAGCUUCGAGCAGAAGAAGCCUCAUUAGAAGGCAUAUCAGAAAACAAAUUAGCUGAAGGAUCCGAAGUUACUCAAGAAGACGGCGAAAGCGACGCUGAUGAAGAUCAGACACCCCUUACAGAUCUACAGUUCGAAGCUAUAGAUUCUAGACAUCUAUCAAGCCUCAUCCUCGUUCGAAGCCGUCUUGUGAAGCUGUUGAAAGCCUCGAAAAAUAACGUGCAUCCCUCGAACAAUUUAUUGGUUGCUAUUGGAUUUGCCAAUCCAACUAAAACUGAUCGGAGGUUUUUUCAAACACGGCUGCGUGAACUCAUCACCCAGGGAAUAGUAGAACGAGUUCUCAUUCCCAACAGCAAACUUCAAAAUCGCAUGGUAAAAUGUAUCCGUUUACUCGACGCCAAUGCUGCAGAACUUCCAGAGAACAAUCAUCAGGGUGAUGAAAUAGUUGCUGAGGAAAAUAUCGAUGUAAAGCAUACUGAAUUUGAACUUCCAGGAGUGAUGUGCAACCGCAGCCUUUACAAGCAGAUCAUUGACUUGAUAGAGUCCUCGGGAUCAGCAGGGAUGACACUGCAUGGAAUCUGCUCCACCCUUGGUAACUUUGAUAAGCGCACCGUCGAGCUGAUACUCGCUCGAGCUUUCAAGAGUUCAUUUCCAAGCCAUUUGAGCGAUUUGGGCGUAGCAGAUGUCAUGGAGACCUUUGGACGUGAACGUCGACACAGGUUCUAUACAGUGGCGGCUUACAGAACACUCAUGGAGAGCGAACAGCUAAACGAUUCAACUUCGACUUACGGUUCCGUCGACCUCUCAAAUGCGGGGGGCUUCGCUCCUGUGGAGCUAGAGUCGUUUUAUGGCGAUACUACCACGUUGAUUCGCCAUCAGGACACAUAUCAGAAAUCCGUCUCAAAAAGCAAGAAACGAAAGCGAGUUGACAAUACCUUCACCAAAGACGAUGGUCCGUCUGCUUCUUCGUCCAAACCGCGCAAAAAAUCUCGCAUCCAGGAGCCUCAUACCCCAAGCGAACCGACCAUUGAAGAUGUUGUGCAACCUCAACCGACUCCUAAGAAGAGGGGACGACCACGGAAGAACCCCGAACAAGCCGAAACAGCGAUCGAGGAAUCGCACCCUAAAAAACGCGGGCGUCCGCCGAAGGAGCUUCCCAGUAUAGCCAGCACAUCAGCUGCGAGUGUCGGUGGUACCCAAGGGCAGUUAAUCGAGGCGCCAGCACCCUCUCCUAAGGAGAAGGCUCCAGAGAAGCCUCGACGAAGGUCACAAAGAGAUAGAAAGGACGUGGAAAACACUUCAAAUCCGGAUGUUUCUGAAACACAACAUCAGCACAUCCAAUCACCAGUCACAGAAGCAAGGAUACCAGGGGAGCGCACCCCAAAUGCACCGUCACCGGUCAAAGAUGGUUCUGAAAACCUCAACAUGGUUCCGACUAAUGAUGUUGAGGCUCCCUCAACUGUCCCACCGGCAGUGACGGACAUAGCCAUAGAUCCCGCACUGAUGCAGAUUCCUGCCACCGGUACCACGCUAGACACAAUUCCUCCACCGCCUGUCGAUGAUGCAUUGUCUAUUGCAAAGCCGACGCCGGUAAAAGGGAAACAUCGCGCGAGAGGUGGGCGAGCUACUCGAGUGAACAUGAACAUUUCUCAUCUUCGACGUGAAAACGAACUUCUGCGAGUCAUCCGCGAGUCCGGUGGAAUUGUGAACCUACAUACAAGGAACUUUUGGGAUGCUCACCUUGCUCUACUUGACACAUUAUAUCAGGAAGGCGAAGCCGCUAGCGCGCCGCCAGGCGCCCGGCUCGACAAGCGAACUCUCGAUAACGCUGUUAAAAACAUGGAGAACAGUGGCAGUAUCAAGGUUCUCAAGACUUCCAUCAUGGCGCAUACAGGAGUCAGCCGUCAGACGACCGUGAUGUACCUUCCGGACCUCCCCCAAGAGACCAUCAACGAAUAUCUUCUGCACAUUAGUCAAAAUGCACCAGCUUAUAACAUCCCGCAGAUCAGGACCUACGAGGAGCCUAUAGACUUCGGACGAGAGACAUCUGUUGCUCAACGCUCGGCCCUCCCUCUGCAGCUUCUUCAAAGGGAUGACCCUGGAGAUGACCCUAACGAAAAGUGGACUAGGAACAUUGCAAGGGCUGAGCAGCUUUUUGCGUACGAUGCUGAAACCGUUCGGCAAGUUCUUCUGACGGAGAGGACCACUGUUGCCCAACUCUACGGAUAUGUAGUCGCCAAAGCCAUCCGGACGCGGGACAUGCACCUCUUGAGCGUUGAUCUCUUCAGUCCCGAAGUAUCUGCAGCGAAUGUGGUUUCAAAGGAGCACCGCAUCGUCCAUGUAUCAUACUAUCAUCAAGACAUCCCUCUUGUGCAAUAUUGUGCCUUGGUAUCCGUUCUCGCUGAUGACAUGGAGUUGAAGGAAUGCUUGGAUAAGGAAGGUGGCCUAUCCGCCGUUCAGGACUACCCCCAAUUCGACGCAUCCCUCCAACCUGGACGAUCGCGAUGUCGGUCCCGAAUUUUGGACAUGCUGGUGACACUACACUCGCUUGGCAUUGUCACUCCUUUGGAACCCGUCGAUGCUGCUGAUGCGGAGAUAACCUGUACUUCGACGACGCAUCCAUCCACGUAUAAAGCAGCAUCUAUGCAUGGAUGGACUGCCAACACUCCGCAGACAGCCCCUCAGUAUUGGAAGUUUGCUACCUCAGCGCCUAUUCAUUUGUGGGCUCUGUCGGAUACGCUUCCGCCGUUUUGGAAAAUUAUGCCGGUGUCUACUAGAGAAGAGGUCGCAGCGUACUGGAAAGAACUUCAAGAGGUUUGUUUGAACCGCGAUCAUGCCGAAUCGAUCGUCUGUCCCGGUCAAGCUGCAACGGGUGGACGGCGACCUGGCAUAGGAGCUGCACGAACUCUCCGGCGCAAAGCGUCGUGGGACCGUGCGUAUGUGCUCACUUGGCACCAAAAGCAGUUCAUGAACAAUGUCUUUAAAAGUGGCUCAUCCGCUUCGGAAGUCGAAGACUUUGCAGAGCAAACCUGUUAUGUCACAGGUGCGCCUCGGCAAACUGUAGUAGACUAUCUCUCGAACCCGAAGCAUGCUGCACGUCGUCAGGACGCGAAGCGGAAGAGGAAAGUCCAGACAGCAGAAGAAGAGGCCCAACGGGAUGCCGAAGGCAGACAAAGUCUUCGAGACAAGGCUCAGCAGAUUAAACGACAACGAGAAAAAGGCUGGGAUGAUCUCUUGCAGCGCAUUCAUCCAGAACCAAUUAUUGAGAGUGCCACUGUUCGCCUCAGAGCUGUACGCGGCCGUUUUCUUCAAUCUGGGUCCACGAAGAAUGCCGAAAAGUGGGAAAAAGAGGUCAAAGAAGCACUGGAUGAGGGAGCCGCAGUAAAGGUCAUCGCAGGCCCAAGUCGAGUUCGCCGCUUUAAGCCUCUUAACGUCACAAAGCCUUCCCGUCUUGAUUCGCUUGAAGGUACAAUCAGCAGAGCACCCUUCCAAUCAAUUCUGCCGCCGCCUGCAUCCAAUCCACCCGAAAAGAGUGUUGAACAGCUCGUCGCACAACAAGGAACGCCACUCGAACCCCAAGCGCAUAAGAAGAUUCGGCGGAAACCGAAGGGCAAGGGAAAGGAAAAGGCAAGGGAAGAAGACCCUGAGGACACGUCUAAGGCUCGUCGACCCAAGUUCCAUUGGACCCGCGAGUAUGAUGAACUAGUGCGAGACGCCUCAGCCAUCAUUCGGGCGCGGUGUCGUGUGGCAAACAGAUCCGACCUGAGCGCAUAUGACCAAGUUUUUCCUGCUGUUCCGCGUAACUCUGUCCGACAACGAGUGACCCACUUGCGAGAGAACCCAGUUGAUGACUCGUAUCAAAAACGGCUUGAGGAUCGUUGGUACGAACUCUGGAGUCGAUACAGAGGGACGGAUAUUCUACCAGAUGAAGAUCCUUUCAGCCCGUCGAACUUCGAACUUCCCAAUCACAUCGAAUUCCUGCGUAAACACGUGGACAAAAAUGCUAUACGCAUAGGGUUUGUAGAGCGCAAACACACUGUUGCGCUACCUGCUUCGGUUGAAGAGACUUUGAAACAAUACGAAAUCAUAGAAGAAGAACCAACGGCGCCAGACUGGGACUUCUUGUGGAAUGCACACAUCGACGAAGGCAGAGAAAAGGUCUUUUCUCAGCAAGCCUUCAGUGCGCGUCCAAAUUUCUCGCCUCAAGUUAUCACAGAAAGUGAGGAUAUCGUUGCAGUGGCAGAAGCAGCGGUCAAGAUGGUAUUCAGCACCCCCAAUGAACGAUAUGACUCCGAGAGAGCGUCUCAACUUCUUUACAGCGCCGGCGAACACGCAGUUUCGGUAGCCAUCCCGAACUUACUUCGUCGCGGGGUUCUGUCGAAACUAGUACGCGACCCAAAGAAACCAAAACCUGGCCGUACCUUCAAGAUAUCUGAGAUCAACCAAAACGCUCUGGGAGGUACCAUUGCCCAGGAUACAUUCGAGAAUGCUGUCGCUCUUCCUGACGUUUUGAGCGAGGAUGGAUGGGCGGAUUGGCCUCUUGUUGUCGAGGAUGGCGACGUCGCUGGACUACUUCAGCUUGUAUCAGAUGACAAAGUUGACUUCAACUUCGAUUUAAACCAAAAGCACGAAGCUAGGGAGAGACUCGAUUUCAACAGCAAAAAAGCCGACGAUGAGGAUGUCGAGAUAUUAACUCAAGUCCGUCUCAAGCCUAUCCCACAAGAAUUUCCCGACGCCCUCGAACCAUCCCCAGAGGUAGAGUCCGAGAUCCUUGAACCAGUUGCAAUCGAUGGCGUAGACGACGAUCGACACGGGAAAACUCGUGGCGGCGAAGAGGCGACAUGCUGUCGAUCAUCAUUUUAUAGUCUUGUUGACUGUUCUGCCUGCGUGGAUGAGAACAUUGCAAAGUUGACCUCUCAGAUGCCUUCGCCUGAAGUAACGGUAACUUUGCAAAUCGCUGAAGUCGUACGUGAGGCUGGUCAGCAUGGAAUCGAUAGGGAAGGCCUAAAGGUCACAAGCGAUGAUCAAGACUUAUCGUCGUCGGUUGUGGAUAAGAUGGUCACGGCACCAUUUCCUCUCUUGUUUUGGGCCGGUUAUUCCACCGCAACGUUGGUUUCUUGCGACUACCUCCGGGCAUGGACAAUCAUCACCGAUGACGGUCUGAAGACACGCGCGUUUCCACGAAGGUGGUUGGAUAUCAAGGGUGUCAAAGUGACCGCUACCUGGGAGGCUGCACUAAGAGCUGUGAUGGGUGUUGUUCUUUUCCGACCAGGAAUAUCUCAGUUUGAACUACGAUGGCGUUUGAGGGCUGUGUACGACCGCCAAGAGAUUGCAGAGGUCAUGGAACACCUGAAGUACGGUGGUUUCGUGGAGGCGCGUCCCCACACGGCGGAGAUUUCUACGCGUGAUUCUUUAGAAGUUUACGGACUCAAGAAUCUCGGCGACGACGACGGGCGACAUGUGUUCUGGUUUGUUGUCAGCGGGAAGGAGAGGUUUUGGUACGAGCUCGUCUGA